ACUAUGAAGACAUAAAUAUUGCGUUUUGGUGGAGUGAAGAUUUGCAAUUGGAUGCCAGCAGGCCGGAAACAGCGUUGUUUUCCGCUCACAGUGCGGACUACGUAACAUGGCGGAUCGACAUCGAGGGCGCUCUUCGCGUUUUCCUUUUUGAGAAAGUGCUCUCAGAGUUUUGGUAAUAGAGGAGGAGGGUGAACCAAACCGAGCCGGGUUGAAGGGUCUUGGGGGUAGCAUCACUUUCGAAAGUUUGUCACGGUUAUUUCCUGGAGUCUCCAAAUCUCCAAACGGGUCUGGUUUGUUUACGUUUUGUGGCCCAGGCGUGUAGCCGAUGCGUUUAAUCAGCCAUUUACGAGACAACGCGCUCCAGCUCUUUUAGCUGGCGUUUAGAGACUCUGUUCAGUAGCCGAAAUAUAAUGUUACCGAGCCGGCUUGGAUCGGCACCAUCUGGAAACGGGUCAGCUUCAGGCAGAGGUAACACGGGACACGGUUCGGGGAUUGUCGGCAGCGGGAUCCGUCCCGUUUUAGUCAGAGCAGGGCAAGCUUUACCAGGGGUCGGCGAGAGUGACGGGCGACAGGGGGAAAGAGACGCCGUCGGGAUGCUGGGGGCUAACGGUCCAGGGGGCUCGAGAGGCGUGAGACCGGGGAACGGGACUGGGGUGACCUCUCUACAGAGCGCCGUCCAGGGCAACAUGGUGGGCUUGAACUCGGGAGUCGUGUUAGCUCACGGAGCCAGGUUCGACCCGGACAGAGAAAGCGCUCCGAUGUGCAGCGGCUCGGAUAAUGACUCGGACUCCGGAGACGAGGAUGACCCAGUGGGUUCACUCGGGGACAGCAGGAGAGGGGUGAAACGAGAGAGAGGGGAGAUGGAAGCUGCGGUGACGGGGCAGGAGGUGGGAAUGCCUCCCGGAGGUUACGGCAUGGUGCCCGGGGGGGUCGCGGGGGCAAAGCCGGGGAAGAAGACACGUGGGCGCGUAAAGAUAAAGAUGGAAUUUAUUGACAACAAGUUGAGACGGUACACAACUUUCAGCAAGAGGAAGACUGGUAUUAUGAAGAAGGCCUAUGAACUCUCCACCCUGACGGGAACCCAGGUUCUUCUGCUUGUGGCCAGCGAAACGGGUCACGUCUACACUUUUGCCACCCGCAAACUCCAACCCAUGAUCACGAGUGAAACGGGGAAAGCUCUGAUCCAAACAUGCCUCAACUCGCCGGACUCGCCGCCGCGCAACGACCCCUCCACGGACCAGCGCAUGAGCGCCACGGGCUUCGAGGAGACGGACCUCACCUAUCAGGUGUCUGAGUCGGAGAGCAUGGGCGACACAAAGGACACACUGAAGCCGACGUUCACGAUAGCCAGCCUACCGGGCAGUACCAGCAGCGCCCAGUGCACGGUACCCACCACCUCCACCACCAUGCAGGUGAGCAGCGGCGCUUCGUUUCCCAUCACCAAUUACCUGGCACCCGUCUCGGCCAGCGGCAACAUCAGCGCCAACGGUACCGUCCUCAAGACCGCCUGCGGCUCCGCGGGGGUCAUGCAGCUGCCCAGUGGCUUCACUUUCAUGUCCGCAGGCACUACUCUCCCCCCUGGCACCCCCACCAUUCCUCUGAGCCAGCUGCAGCAGCACUCCCUGGCCCUCCAGGGGCAGCAUGGUCAGGCCCUGGCUGCCGCCCCGCAGUCACAGCAGGGACAGCAGGCUGUCUUCCGCUUCCCUGCUGCUGUCUCCCUCACAGGAGCAGGUGUUCCCCAGCAGCUCCAGGCUAUCCAGGUACACCACAACUCCCAGUCCGGCGACGGCAGCCUCGACAUAUGCCACACCUCCACAAACUCCACCGCGACGGUGAGUCUCCCAGCGACCAUCGUCACCUCGUCGAUGCCGACGUCUGUUGCGGGUCACAUGAUGUACGGCAGCCCGCACACAGUGAUGUACGCCUCCGCGCCGACGCUGACCGACGGGGGGCUGGCUGUGCUCAACGCCUUCUCCCAGGGCACCUCGACCAUGCAGGUGUCCCACGCACAGGGCCAAGACUCGGGUGCUGUCCCUCAGGUGUUCCUCACAGCACCUCCAGGCACGGUGCAGAUCCCCGUCUCAGCGGUGCAGCUACACCCAGUACGGCAAGAUCUGCAUUUUACAAAUGGUGAUUGGUCCGCAGUCGAGCGGCAGUAACCUGACGGAGCUCCAGGUGGUCAAUUUGGACGCAGCACAGAACUCAAAGAGUGACGGAGCUGUUUAACACAGCAGACCCAGGGACACGGACGGACAGACUUGCAUACAUCUCUAUUUAUUGAUGCCUUCCUACAGAGUUUCACAUUACACUUUGGAAUGUGACUUUAAAGUACACACACACAAUCAAGGGCAUAUGUGUGGCUGACCCUUAUACAGUAUGUUUUGGUAUAUAAAUAUAUAUAUAUUCGCAAAUGCAUAGGAAAUAUAUCACGACAUCUAUCAUAAGAACCUAUUUUCUAUGCCGUUGUUUUUUUUGUGUGCGUGUUUUUUUUUUUUUUUUUUUUUGUUGAAAAUGUGUAAUUACAUGUAGACACACACACUGCGAGGUGCCACAGCUUCACACCAGCCAAAGAGACAUUUGUUUGUCUGAAUGUUCCAGUGUGAGCAACUUGUGCACAAGCGUGUGUCGGUGUGUGCGCACAUAUCUGGGGUUUGUAAAUGGGUGGAGAGACUCUUAUUGACUUUUGGAAAUGUACAUAGUUUUUUUUUGUUUCGUUUUUUACUUGUAUUUUUAGCCUGGUUUAGUUUGUGCGGCGGCAUGUAGUUGUUUUUUGUACGUAGUGAUUUUGUAUGUACAUGAAAAUGAUUUGCCUGAAGAAAAGUGAUUUACAUGUAUAUGUAAAUUAAUUUAGUAUACCAUCAUAUGUUGAUAAACGGUCCUGCUGUUGAGAGUUUUCACUACAAGAUGGAGAAGGAACGCUGGAUUUCUUUCUACAUGUGUCGCUUGUGACAUUUGUAGUACUGUCCUUCAAACAGGGUCAAGUAGCUGGGUCACAACAUAUAAAGCAUAACAUAUUUAUCAUUUACUGUUUUGCUGCGAAGGUUUCAGGGCUGAUGGCAUGGUCGUUUAAUAUGACAUCAGUUUUGCAUGUGAAGUUUCCUAAUGAAGCCCUGAUCUGGCACUUUUAGCGUGAAAACUGUUAAAACUAUGACAAUCAGAUGGAAAUUUCACUUCUCACCUUUUGACCUACUGCUAUCUGUUUUCAUCUGUGUACACACAGAAAUGCAGCACAAUUCUGACAUUUUAAAAACACUUAACAUUCUUGAACUGAUUAGUUUGUUCACUUCUUUUUAAAUGCCACAACUGUUGACUUAGUCCUUCUGUGGGUAACAAACCAGUUUUCAUGACAUCGGAUAUAUAUAUAUAAAUAUAUAUAUAUAUAUAUAUGAACUUUGUUGUUUAAAAAGCAAUCCAUUGCCUCCAGAACUUUAAUGUUAUGCUAUAACUGACUUGAGUCAGGGCAUUGGACACAAAUCUCUUGUUUAACAAGACACUGUAUAGACUUGGCAAUUCCACUUCAAUACUGCGAUUAAAGCAUCGUUUCCUAGUAUGGAAGCACUCUUGUUCAGUGUCAACGCUGCAGUAUUACAACAGUGAGUAUGAAUAUUUUUGUACAAACAAGGAUCUCUUAUUUAGGAAAAGUGACUUCAGGUGCUUUAAAAUGUUGAUCUACUCCUUUUAACGACAACUGUUAAGACCCUGGCUGACUGCAAUCUCAGUGUGUACCUCAGCAAUCAUUCAGAAUGAGUUAUUAGACAGCCUUCUUUCUGCGCCGUUGUGCCUCUUUUCCAUGGCUGAUUUCUAAAUCACUGCUGGGCAUGGGAAAUGUAGGGUUUACUUAUUUCAAGACCGCCAUACAUGACUUUACAUACAAUCCUCUGCUGUGAGAUCUCGUGACUCAUUUCUACAGAACUAGCUGGAUGACUCAGCAUGCUGGCUUGAAGCCAAAGAGAAUUUGACGGAGGGUAACGUACCCAUGCCGACUGCUGUUCGGUUAUUCACUGGCAGGUCAUGUUCACGCUCGCUCGAUGUUUGUGUAGGAAAUGUACAGAUUAAAGACAUUCAAUUCCCCCUCAUCUGGUGAUUUAAAAAUACUAUUUUAAAAAGGGGAAUUAUUGAACCGAAUUUGUGGUUUUCACCUCGUCAUUGAGAGAAAUGCUUAUGUAUUUUAGUUUUGUUGUACAGACAUUUUGUAAUAAAAACAUGAAACACAAUGACCACA
Anarrhichthys ocellatus (wolf-eel) is the source of this 4222-nucleotide messenger RNA. RefSeq names its product serum response factor b (gene srfb). Gene Ontology annotation, molecular function: cis-regulatory region sequence-specific DNA binding; protein dimerization activity; DNA-binding transcription factor activity, RNA polymerase II-specific. The coding region runs from base 411 to 2159 and encodes 582 amino acids. Gene Ontology annotation, biological process: positive regulation of transcription by RNA polymerase II. NCBI's taxonomy places the organism in Eukaryota, Metazoa, Chordata, Actinopteri, Perciformes, Anarhichadidae. The record is from RefSeq and is a predicted model, not a curated record. The transcript has 8 exons.